Messenger RNA from Dracunculus medinensis (Guinea worm), 1086 nucleotides. The record is from the annotation of a GenBank genome assembly. NCBI's taxonomy places the organism in Eukaryota, Metazoa, Nematoda, Chromadorea, Rhabditida, Dracunculidae.
GCAUUUUGUGCUGAUUGGUGUCCGUUUAGUCAGCGGUUAAUGCCUAUCUUUGAAGAAGCAUCAGAUGUUUUCGUAAGAGAAAAUCCAAAUGCAAGUGUGGCUUGGGUUGUAGUAGAUAGUACUCUUCAGCCGAACAUCGUUGAUAAAUAUUUUGUUAACAAAUAUCCCACAAUGAAAAUCUUUAUUCAUGGAGAAUUAGUUCAAAAAGAAUAUAGAUCAACGCGAUCUGUUGAAGCUUUAACUGCAUUUGUGAAGCAGAAAUACGAAGCGACUAUGCAAGAAUUUGCAGACGAUGAUGAGUUAAAUCGUUUAAUGGAUAACUCAAAAAGAAAUUUCAUCGCAUAUGUGGUUGACAAAAAUAGUGUCGAAACAAGAAAUUUACAAAAAGCAGCAAUAAUUUUGCAAGACGAAUGUUCAUUUUGGCUCAGCACUAGCAAUAAAAAUUUAAAAGAGAAUUCAUUAUACUUCAAAGAUCCGGCUUUUAAUGGCAAUUUUUCCGACUAUACAGUUUUAAAGCAAUGGAUAAUUGAUAAGUGUAUUCCUUUGAUAAGAGAAGUUACUUUUGAAAAUGUUGAAGAAUUAACAGAAGAAGGAUUACCAUUUCUUAUAUUUUUCCGGAAUCCUGCUGAUAAAGCAGCAGACAAAAUGUUUACGGAAAUUGUCGUGCGAGAACUACGUGAUCAAAAAGCCGCAAUAAACGCUUUAUUAGCUGAUGGGCAUAAAUUCGCUCAUCCACUUAAACAUCUGGGAAGGACAGCUGAUGACUUGCCGGUAUUAGCAAUCGAUUCAUUCCAGCAUAUGUUUUUAUUUCCCAACAUGAGUGAACUUCAAAUACCUGGAAAACUUCGUCAGUUUAUCGAGGAUCUCCAUUCUGGAAAGCUGCAUCAAGAUUUUCAUGCAAAUUACGAUAAAAAAGUGGCGGAAAUUAAUAAGUUUCUGGACGAAGAAGACGAAUAUGAAGAAUACGGUGAGAAGAUUACGUCUACUACAGAAAAAUUUCCACAACCAACUCCACCCCCAUCAGUUUUCAAAAAUUUGAAACCUUCUGAUAAACGUUAUUCGUUGUUACAUAAAACUGAGCUGUGA